Molecule: messenger RNA, 922 nt
Organism: Drosophila gunungcola (fruit fly)
Lineage: Eukaryota; Metazoa; Arthropoda; Insecta; Diptera; Drosophilidae
Product: accessory gland protein Acp29AB-like
Exons: 1
Coding region: 51-791 (246 amino acids)
Molecular function (GO): signaling receptor activity
Source: RefSeq, a predicted model, not a curated record
AGAAUCAGUCUUUCAAAAGCUUUUGCUCUCACUGGUCGUUUAAUUAAAACAUGUUCAAGUCUUGCAUUUAUUGUUUCUUGACAUUUCUGACAUGCAAUCUGCAUGGAUUCGUGGCAGCAAGACAGGUCAAUCCGAUUCGAUCCGUGUGCCUGUUGAACGACCCGCCAAAUCAAUGUGGAGAAUUCUGCCUUGAGGCACUGAAGCCAAUGCUCGAUCACAUUGCUCUUCACCAGAAGGAGUGGAGCACUUGCGAUCCUCAGAAGCUUAACGAUAGCCAGGAAAGACUGGACCGAAUCGAGUCCAAUCUGCAGAAGUUGCUGGACCAAAGGGAAGCUUCCUCGAAGAACAUGGAUCGGAUUGAAGCCCAACUGGCAGCCCUGCAGGAGAGUCUAUCCAAAGCUGGCAAGGGACGUAUAUCUAACCUGUUCACGCGGAUCGGAACACGAUUGAUCUUUAUCGAGAAAGAAAUUCGUCAGACCUGGAAGGGUGCCGAAGCUAUUUGUCGCCAAAUGGGCGGUCACCUGGCGACCAUUCAAGACCAGUCGGAUCUGAACGCCAUCGUCGGGAAACUGGACAGGGGCUGCAGCUACUGGCUGGGCUUAUCAGACGAGGCCAAGGAGGGGGAGUUCAUAUCCAUGGCCUCUGGCAGACCAGCUCCCUUUCUCAAGUGGAAGGUUGGUCAACCAAACAACUUUCAGGGCAGGGAUCACUGCGUGGACAUUUACAAUGGCGAAAUGUACGAUACGGACUGCAACGAUCCUGAAUACUUUAUCUGCGAGGCUGUUGGAUAAAUUAUAUAGUAACAGUAACUUUGUUAGUUACUUGCAAUGUACUGUGCAUGUUAUAAAACUUAAGAAAUUUUGUUUGUGGUUUAUUAAUUGCUGUCGUUCAACUUAAUAAAUUAACCAAAUUUGUUUGUCAA